AUGGCGGGCAGAAUCGGCGGCAUGAUGCCCAACGCGCCCAUCAUCCUCUUGCGCGAGGACACCGACAUCUCACAAGGCACAUCGCAGCUUCUUCACAACAUUGGCGCCUGCACCUCGAUCGUCUCGUGCGUCGCAUCGACACUGGGUCCUCGUGGCAUGGACAAGCUGAUCGUCAACGAACGCGGUCAAGCCACCAUCUCCAACGACGGCGCUACCAUCCUCAAGCUGCUCGACAUCGUCCACCCUGCCGCCAAGACGCUCGUCGACAUUGCCCGCGCACAAGACGCCGAAGUGGGCGACGGCACGACUUCCGUCGUCCUGCUCGCCGGCGAGAUGCUCAAAGAAGCCAAGCCGUUCAUCGAAGAAGGCGUCGCACCACACGUCAUCAUCAAGGGCUACCGCAAAGCGGUGCAGCUCGCCGUGGAGAAGAUCAAGGAAAUGGCCGUGACCAUCGACAAGACGGACAAGGCGGCGUUCCGCGAUCUGCUCAUCAAGUGUGCCGGCACCAGCAUGUCGUCCAAGCUCAUUGUCUCGCAACGACCCUUUUUCAGCAAGAUGGUGGUCGAUGCGGUGAUGUCGCUGGACCAGGAGGAUCUGGACCAGAGCCUGAUUGGCAUGAAGAAGGUUCCCGGUGGAGGCAUGCAGGAUUCCCUCCUGGUUUCUGGCGUUGCGUUCAAGAAGACGUUCGCCUAUGCAGGUUUCGAACAGCAACCCAAGAGCUUCACCAACCCCAAGAUCCUCUGUCUCAACGUGGAGCUCGAACUCAAGGCCGAAAAGGACAAUGCCGAGGUCCGAAUCAACGAGGUCUCGGAAUACCAGGCCGUCGUCGACGCCGAAUGGCAGAUCAUUUUCAACAAGCUCGAAGCGAUCGUCAAGACAGGCGCCAAGGUCGUCCUCUCCAAGCUGCCCAUUGGCGAUCUGGCGACGCAGUACUUUGCCGACCGGGACAUUUUCUGCGCUGGUCGCGUUCCCGCUGACGACAUGAAGCGUGUCGUCCAAGCCGUUGGAGGUUCGGUCCAGAGCACGUGCUCCGACAUCCACCCGGACAAGCACCUGGGAACAUGUGGCAAAUUCGACGAGCGCCAGAUCGGCGGUGAGCGCUUCAACAUCUUCGAAAACUGUCCCGCUGCCAAGACGUGCACGCUGAUCCUUCGCGGUGGGGCAGAACAAUUCAUCGCCGAAGUGGAACGUUCGCUGCACGAUGCGAUCAUGAUCGUUCGUCGUGCGAUCAAGAACUCGCACGUCGUAGCCGGGGGUGGUGCUACGGAGAUGGAGCUGUCCAAGUACCUCCGGGACUACUCGCGCACCAUCCAGGGCAAGCAACAGCUGAUCUUGGGGGCGUUUGCAAAGUCGUUGGAGUGCAUCCCGCGUCAGUUGGCCGACAAUGCCGGUUUUGAUGCGACUGAUUUGCUCAACAGGCUGAGGAUGAAGCACGCCCAAGGGGCGGUGUGGGAGGGUAUUGAUAUUGAUGCCGAGGACACGGCGAAUCUCAUGGAGAAGUUUGUCUGGGAACCGAGCCUGGUGAGGAUCAACGCACUGCAGUCGGCGGCCGAGGCGGCGUGUCUGAUUCUGAGCGUCGAUGAGACGAUCAGGAAUCAGGCGAGCGAGAAGGCUCAACCCGGUCCGAAGGCGCCCCCGGGAACCAUGCAGAAGGCGUUGCGCGGCCGCGUGCCGCGUCGCUAG
Molecule: messenger RNA, 1683 nt
Organism: Kalmanozyma brasiliensis GHG001
Lineage: Eukaryota; Fungi; Basidiomycota; Ustilaginomycetes; Ustilaginales
Product: Chaperonin Cpn60/TCP-1
Exons: 1
Coding region: 1-1683 (560 amino acids)
Biological process (GO): protein folding
Cellular component (GO): chaperonin-containing T-complex
Molecular function (GO): ATP binding; ATP hydrolysis activity; ATP-dependent protein folding chaperone
Source: RefSeq, a predicted model, not a curated record